AUGCACCACACAGCUCUCGCUGCCUUGGCGGCACUCACCCCCCUUGUUCAUGCCCACGGUGUCGGUCUCCCCAAAAUUGUAGGAUUGAACCCACGGGAUCUCAAAGCAAGGGAAUUGCUUGGUAACCUGGGAGCACGAUUUGCGGAGCCCCAUGAGUUCCUCAAGGCACCUGAACAGAAACUCCAGGCUCGCCAAGACGACCGCCGAUGCGGAGCUGGCAUUGGCUCUUGUGCUGCGGGCGAGUGUUGCUCCGAAGGAGGCUACUGCGGGACCGAUGACGACUUCUGCUACUCCCCCGGAUGCAACUAUGCAUACGGCCCAGGGUGUCCAGACAACGUUACUCCCAGUGGCACGAACACUUCCAGCAUUGCACGUACCAAAGUUGGAGAUGUCCUGUAUGGCGGAGACGGUAUCUACAACUGUGUGAAACCCGGCACUGUUGCGCUCACCUACGACGACGGCCCACAGAAGGUCUUCACUUCCCACAUCUUGGACGUCCUGGACUCGUAUGGCGCCAAAGCCACCUUCUUCGUAACAGGCAACAACAUCAACAAAGGGCAAAUCGACACCACGCCCGAAUUCGUCGCCGACAUCAAGCGCAUGGACUCGGAGGGCCAUCAGAUUGCCUCGCACACCUGGACCCACUUGGACCUCAGCGCCGUCUCCCAGCUCGACCGCAAAAACCAGAUGUGGAAGAAUGAAAUGGCGAUUCGCAACAUCAUCGGCAAGAUCCCCACGUACAUGCGUCCACCUUACUCGAGCUGCACAGGUCAAUGCGAGACCGACAUGGCCGACCUAGGCUACCACGUCAUCUACUUUGACGUUGACACAGACGACUACAACCAGGACUCGCCCGCCCAGAUCCAAAACUCCAAACACUGGUUCCGCGGCAACAUCACGCAAAACGGGGCCAAACCGGCAUCCAGCCAAUGGCUCGAAAUCGGCCAUGACAUCCACGAGCAGACGGCCAUGAACCUGACCGACUACAUGCUCUCCACCCUCACCCAGCUCGGCUACAAGGGCGUCACCGUCGGCGACUGUCUCGGUGACCCAAAGGCAAACUGGUACCGUGUUGCCGGAGGCGCAGGAUCCGGCACUGGCACCGGCACCUCGAACCCACCAGCCGGCUCCUCGACACCCCCUCGCGCCUCCACCGCCCCUUCAUCUGGAAACCACAAGAUGACAACAGACGCCACAUGCGGCGGAAAAAACAAAUACACAUGCCUGGGCAGCUCCUUUGGCAACUGCUGCUCCACAAACGGCUACUGCGGCAGCACCCCCGCCUACUGCGGAACAGGCUGCCAACCGGACUUUGGAAACUGUGGCUCCAACGGCUCGGCACCCUCCAAGGCUUCUCCUAAGCCCUCGCCCUCGCCUGCCGCUACCUCGCCCGCCACCGGUGCGGCUAAGGUCUCAAAAGAUGGACGUUGUGGCGGCAAAGGGAAGUUCACUUGUGCCAAGUCGUCGUUUGGCAAUUGCUGCUCGCAAUACGGGUACUGUGGGUCUACGGCUGCGUACUGCAGUGCGCCGGCGGGCUGCCAGGCUGGAUUUGGGUCAUGUACUGCGUAG
Molecule: messenger RNA, 1569 nt
Organism: Plenodomus lingam JN3
Lineage: Eukaryota; Fungi; Ascomycota; Dothideomycetes; Pleosporales; Leptosphaeriaceae
Biological process (GO): carbohydrate metabolic process
Molecular function (GO): chitin binding; hydrolase activity, acting on carbon-nitrogen (but not peptide) bonds
Source: RefSeq, a predicted model, not a curated record